Molecule: messenger RNA, 928 nt
Organism: Emericellopsis atlantica
Lineage: Eukaryota; Fungi; Ascomycota; Sordariomycetes; Hypocreales; Bionectriaceae
Exons: 2
Coding region: 311-796 (161 amino acids)
Source: RefSeq, a predicted model, not a curated record
CAACUGCUUUGCAGGCCCCGACGACGUCCUUUGCGCGAUUGCCGCUGGCUCAAUGAGCGCAAGAACAGAUCUUCAAUCUACCCAUCGCCAAACAAAAAGCCAUAUCAAGGGCCUGUUGAUGAAUGCUCGUCCAUCGGCGGGAAGGCAACGAUGCACCGACCUGGCGCGAAGGGACUACGCCUCAUGUGCCCCAUCUACCUCACUCAUUCACGCGAAAACCCCGGCCCUCUUCCAAUUCAAGCCUGCCGAUCAUGAAAAUAUCAACACCAGAUACCAUCAAUAGUAAUGGACGUUGGCGUUGCAUACAUGUAUGUGUAGGUCAUUUAGACUUGAAGGCACCUCACCUGGCCUGGUAUUAGUCGAUGGACCAAUCAGAGCACAUAGUGUGGAGCUCAUCAAGACGACAGACCAUCAGCCAAGGGGUUUGGUUUGGUCCGAUUCAAUUCUUCACCUCACUCAAUCACCGUGGACCACAUCCGACAGGAUACUGCCGCCUGACGAUCCGUCUCCAAAUCUCAAGGACGACCAUGUGACAGGCUGCACAACACUCCACCGAGAACAACGACGCCGACUCCCAUACGCAAUGUUCAAAGCAUACAGGAAUCUCUCGCCCAAAGCCCGCUUCGGUGUCGGCCUCACCAUCAUAGCCUGGGGUUGUGCCGGGCCCUACUUAUCUGAUCGUGCGGAGGAGGUGUUUGGCUUCACGCCGACUGAACAGGACAAGGAGAAUCUGGAGAAACUCAAGCCGCGUUUGACCGCAGUCGACCGCGGUAUCGACACCGAUGAGAAGUCAUGAGAUAACAAAGGCUCCAGCAUCCGACAUUGAAAGGUCAACUUUUGUUAUGUAUGAUUCAAGUCUAUGAUGCACUCUGAAGAUUUUGCCUAGCCUCUGCCGGUGUACAACUCCUUCCACACACCAUGCAUGGGU